AUGGCAUCGUUCCGAUCACAAGGCGCAAUGAGCCUUCUCAGGAAUGCUGGGGCAAACCAUUUGGGCCUACGUGCAACCUCAAUACGGUUCCAGAGCUCACUCACUUCACCUGCAGGAGCUUCUCUUGACAAUGGCAACCAACCUGACUAUGACGUGCCCGCAGACAAAGCUACCUCCACCUUCACCCCCGUGCCUUCGCGUGUCCAGGAUGGCAGCGAGAAUAUUCUUCCCGCCGCAGUACUCUCGGGUGCACCCAUGGAGCUUCAGGCCCGGACUGUUCGAAUUUAUAAAGAAUCUAAGCCUGCGACCCAAUCCGGAGAUUUUAGAACUGAGCGUUGGCGAAUGGAUUGGGAUAUCCUUCCAAAGGGCCACAGGUGGGAGAACCCCUUAAUGGGUUGGCAGUCGUCGGGAGACUUCAUGCAGGGUACACAUGUUAAUUUCAAGAGCAAGGAAGAUGCUAUUCACUUUGCGGAGAAGCAGGGGUAUGAGUACUUUGUUCAGGAGCCCAAUUCGCGCAAGUUUACGCCGAAGGCCUACGCAAACAACUUCCUGUACUCUCCGAAGAAGCUGAAGCACAUUCGCACCAAAUAG
Messenger RNA from Pochonia chlamydosporia 170, 591 nucleotides. RefSeq names its product NADH-ubiquinone oxidoreductase. The coding region runs from base 1 to 591 and encodes 196 amino acids. NCBI's taxonomy places the organism in Eukaryota, Fungi, Ascomycota, Sordariomycetes, Hypocreales, Clavicipitaceae. The record is from RefSeq and is a predicted model, not a curated record. Gene Ontology annotation, biological process: electron transport chain. The transcript is spliced from 3 exons.